Molecule: messenger RNA, 948 nt
Organism: Morus notabilis
Lineage: Eukaryota; Viridiplantae; Streptophyta; Magnoliopsida; Rosales; Moraceae
Product: PITH domain-containing protein At3g04780
Exons: 8
Coding region: 92-625 (177 amino acids)
Source: RefSeq, a predicted model, not a curated record
AGGCCCUCUCCUCAUUCCUUCUAUCGCUUUGCCGUUCAGCCAAAACUCCCCGUUACUUUUUCUUUGGAAUUCUUUCCUUUUUCCACCAGCCAUGUCUGCGGAAUCAGCAAGCGCAAUUCCAAGAAGCCAAGUUGAUCUGUUGGACUUCAUAGACUGGUCUGGGGUUGAGUGCCUCAACCAAAGCACAAGUCACUCUCUUGCCAACGCUCUCAAGCAGGGCUACAGAGAAGAUGAAGGUUUGAAUUUGGAGAGUGAUGCUGACGAGCAGCUUCUGAUUUACAUACCUUUUAAUCAAGUAGUGAAACUACAUUCUAUUGCCAUCAAGGGACCUGAAGAGGAAGGUCCUAAGACAGUAAAACUUUUCUCAAACAAGGAGCACAUGGGAUUCAGCAACGUCAAUGACUUUCCACCGAGUGACACAAUUGUUUUAUCCCCCGACAAUCUUACGGGAAAACCAGUUCUUUUAAAAUAUGUCAAGUUUCAGAAUGUCCGUAGCUUGACAAUCUUCAUUGAGGACAAUCAAUCUGGUUCCGAUGUCACCAAAGUCCAAAAGAUAUGUCUCUACGGUACAACUGUGGAGACGACGGACAUGAAGGGAUUGAAGAAGAUUGAGGACGGUCACUGAAGAAACUGGAGAAGAAAAAAAAAGGGAAAUGAAUGGAUGGAUGAAACAAGUUGGACUACUGGGACUAUAUUGCUGAUUUUCUCUUUGGCCACUUUGCUUUUUCGAAAUUUUUGAUUGAAAUUGCAAUAUAAAGAAAUGACGUGUGAAUUAAAGUUGCUUUUAUAACAAUUCCUGUUCCAGAGUUCCUAGCAAUGCCCUUUAUUUGGGUGGUUAUGCGGCUCAUCUUUACUUUAGACUGCUUAGAGCUUCAACUUGUGUUUUUAGUCGCAUAUCGAAUUUGGUUGACAAUAAGUACAAGCCUUUUUUUUUUACCCCUAGCAAAA